This is a messenger RNA of Acanthoscelides obtectus, 1736 nucleotides long. The record is from the annotation of a GenBank genome assembly. Lineage: Eukaryota; Metazoa; Arthropoda; Insecta; Coleoptera; Chrysomelidae.
CGGUUGUGAAGCCGACGGCGAGGCUUCCACCAUGCUGGUGCCGGCAGAUAUGCUGGCCGCGCAGUCCAAAAUGCUCUAUCAGAUCAACAAAUAUUACGGGGAACGGGUGCAAACACGAAUGGCCACCAUCGCCAAAACCAUCCGCGAAGUGUGCAAAGUGGUCCAGGACGUGCUGAAAGAGGUCGAGGUCCAGGAGCCCAGGUUCAUAUCCUCCCUCACCGAAUGCAACGGGCGGUACGAGGGUCUUGAGGUCAUUUCACCCGUAGAGUUCGAGGUCGUGCUCUACCUCAACCAAAUGGGCGUGUUCAACUUUGUCGAUGAUGGUACUCUACCAGGUUGUGCGGUUCUGAAACUCAGCGACGGAAGGAAGCGCUCAAUGUCUCUUUGGGUGGAGUUCAUCACAGCUUCUGGGUACCUUUCAGCUAGAAAGAUUCGUUCCAGGUUUCAAACUCUCGUAGCUCAAGCUUGUGAUAAGUGUUCGUACCGUGAUAGUGUUAAGAUGAUCUCCGAUACAACUGAAGUGAAACUGCGCAUCAGAGAGAGGUAUAUAGUGCAAAUAACGCCUGCUUUUAAAUGUUCUGGGGUUUGGCCCAGGUCUGGAGCGCAUUGGCCCCUUCCACACAUUCCAUGGCCACACCCAAACCUCGUCGCUGAAGUGAAGACUGAAGGUUUUGAUCUGUUGAGCAAGGAAAGUGUUGCUGCGCAAGGUAAACAGUCUUCCAUGGAAGGAGACGCCUGGGUUCUUUCAUUUCUCGAAGCUGAAAAUCGACUUCUUCAAGGUGGUUGUCGCAGGAGGUGUCUAAGUAUCCUGAAGACUCUAAGAGACAGGCAUUUGGAUCUUCCUGGGAACCCAGUCAGUAGUUAUCACUUAAAGACGUUGUUGCUAUAUGAAUGUGAGAAACACCCGCGAGAAUCAGAGUGGGACGAAUCUUGUAUCGCGGAUAGAAUUAAUGGGAUUUUUUUGCAGUUGAUUUCUUGUUUGCAAUGUAGGAGGUGUCCUCACUAUUUUCUUCCCAAUUUGGACUUAUUCAAAGGCAAAUCGCCGAGCGCUCUGGAAAAUGCUGCAAAACAAGUGUGGAGGCUUACAAGGGAAAUGUUAACGAAUACUCGAUGUCUUGAAAAACUGUAAUGUGUGCUAGAUAAUGGACUUCUGGUGCCAGAUACGACUGUUCCUCUUGCAAUAUAAAUAUAGUUAAUACCGUUCCAGUUUAAACUACAUACCUACCCAACAUUCUGUUACUGUUUUUCAAAAAUUAAUGAAUUAGAUGUUAUAGUUUCUUAGUGGUGAAAGUGGUCACCACCACAGAGGUGCCGGCGGAAUUAGAAAUUUUCAUGCAGAAAACAGUAAACGCACAAUUAGGUACUUCCAAUUAUUCUAAUGCUUAGUUUAGGUGUAUAAUACUUUGCUGUUGUAAAUAUUUGUUACCCUUACCAUACCGUACGUGAACAUAUUACAAAAAAUACUUCGAACGUAUAGUUUUUUUUGACGGCUAUAUCUAGAAGAUAUAUUUAGCAAUGUUGUACCUAGGUAUGUUCCUUAUUGUGAAAGUUACCAAAGAAAAGCAAUGUACUAUUUUGGUUUAAAAUCAAUAGAAAAAUCUGAUAUUUUAUAUUAUUUAUUUGAGAUAUACCUAAAUAAAAUAAUACAGGUACACAAAAAUAGGAAUCUCAAUAAUUAUGUCUGGAUAUAGAUAGAUAUUAGAAAAAAUUGUAUUCUGUUUUUGUUACAGUACGCU